AUGAGCUUUGAAACUCCACUUUGUGAGGAGCUUUAUCAAGUACUUCUCUACAAGCCUGAGGUUUCCGACUAUCGACUGACAUUUGUACCCGGCAAGGCGGACGGGAAUCACCAUUUCCUAAUUCAUGAGGAGGAAGGCCAAGUAGAAGCAAUAUGUUUUAAAUACACUCUACUGGCUGUGUUCGAGGAAAGUCACAGAAUUUUGGCUCAAAUCCAAAAUGGAAACUUCAACAACAGAAGCCAGAGUGAUGUGUAUAUUUCUACCCUAGGAUUCUUCCUUGCUACUCCAGAAAAUAGGUCGGCUUUAAAUUUACAUGAGAAAGCAUUUUAUGAGCUUCUCAGGCGCUCUAAUGAUUUUGAAUCUUUGAAGCUUUUGAAGCAAGAGCUGGCAAUCGUUGAGCGACUUCUAACUUCGACCAACAAUCGAUUAAACAAGUCUUCCUCGCUAUGGUGCCUCUAUCGAAAAUUAUCAGUUAUCUCAAAGGUCUUGAAUUUCGAGAAUCCUAACCUUAUCUCGGUAUUCAUCCACUCAGGGAAUAGACACAUUUCAAACUACUAUUGCUGGAAUAGUGUAAGGUGGUUUUUUGACGUGGUUUCAUUGACAGAAAAAGAUAGGCUAUUCGAGGCAACUCAAAUGUUCUGUUUCAAGAAUAUCAAGGAUGCUUCUUCAUGGAGCACAUUCUCCUACAUGGUAUGUCAGCAAAGUAGGAAGUCCUGCUUCAAUUUGACUGACUGUGAACGUCUUGGAAAGCAUAUAGGUCUAAAAGAGAGCCAUGUCGGUAACCCGGGUUGGCUGGUGCUGAAUGUGGAGACAGUAGCUAAGAGAAUACUAAAUCUCAUCGAUACCGCUUCUGCAGCUGACUGGCCUCCGUAUCACUGCUUACUAGCCAUCUACAACGAGUUCCCCAAAGCCGUUACUCCGGUAAUCCCCCCAAGCUGGAGUGAAGAUAUAAUAAUCUUUGAAAAGAAACACAAGGCAAUCUGUUUGCUGCGGAACAAUCCUUUGAUUCCGAAAGAGUUCGCUGACGAUCUACUGAUAUCGAGCAAUUUUAGACAUUUGGGCUACAAAAAGCUUCUAAUACAGAAGCUCCACAAGUUAAAUCAAAAUAACAUCACUUUGACGUCCUGA
Messenger RNA from Torulaspora delbrueckii, 1128 nucleotides. RefSeq names its product Ecm9p (gene ECM9). The record is from RefSeq and is a predicted model, not a curated record. NCBI's taxonomy places the organism in Eukaryota, Fungi, Ascomycota, Saccharomycetes, Saccharomycetales, Saccharomycetaceae. The transcript has 2 exons. The coding region runs from base 1 to 1128 and encodes 375 amino acids.